AUGGUAGAUCCGAUCCGGCAACGGAUCAUCGCCACCGUCCACUCCCGCUCCAAUCCGUCUAAUUCCGCUCUUGCAACCUACCAACUCCACUCUCCUCACCGCCGUCUCUUCCUCGCAUCCCUCCACGAACCGGACGCAUCAGUGUCCGCCCCUGGUGCUGCCGGAGUUGCCAUAGAUUUCUUCGGCAGCGCCGUAAUCACAAACUCUGCCAGCAACUUUAUCUGGAAUGUCGGUCUUGAAGGCCGACAUUCCAUCUUCUCAUCAUGCGAGGUCUACACGGACCACCACAAACCUCAUGGCCCUUGUGGGCUAAACGGCAUUGUCUACAAUAGCAAAGGACACUUUCUUGUCAUCCAAUCGAACACCGGUAAGCUAUUCAAAGUCGAUGACGAAAAUGGAGUGGCUAAAGAAAUCGAACUAAACAUCAACCUGACGGAAAUCCGGGCCAUUGACAUUAAAAAUGACGGCGUCGUUCUACUGAUGUCAAAAUACAAGUUAUACUUCCUCAAUAGUGAAGACGGGUGGAACAAAGCGAAAGUCUUUGACGAAGUUAGACUUGAUGCAAAACGGUCUCCAAUCUCGGUGACGGUUGGAGGGGAGGUCGUAUACGUUUUAUAUGGGCAUGUGGAAGAGGGCAUGAUUGGGAAUUCACAUAGGAACCACUUUAGCAUAGUUGGGAUCGGACCAAAGGCACAAAGAGACUUCACAUGGAUCGUAUAUAUGUUGAUCGGGUAUGGUUCCGUUUACUUCUUAAAAUGGAGUUCAAACGCACAAUGA
Molecule: messenger RNA, 777 nt
Organism: Cynara cardunculus var. scolymus (artichoke)
Lineage: Eukaryota; Viridiplantae; Streptophyta; Magnoliopsida; Asterales; Asteraceae
Exons: 1
Coding region: 1-777 (258 amino acids)
Cellular component (GO): endoplasmic reticulum
Source: RefSeq, a predicted model, not a curated record